GCAUUGUUUGUUCGGUUGACUUCUUCAGUACUGAUAGCUGAAGAAAGCUAUACUGAAGCUUCGCUGGUCGUCAUAAUUACAUUUAGUGUCUAAAAUAUUUCUAACAUAUAACGUUGCUGAAAUAUCAGGCACACCCCUGCAUCGUACUGUAUACAGGUUUAUUGUCAGGACUUCAGUAUGACUCAGUGACUGGAUCUCCAUAUUAGCAAACAGAAAAUGGCAACUGCCAAAAAAGCUUCCUCUAAGGCAGGGGGCAUUCGCUUUGCUGAAGCAGAUGCUGCUGCUCACUCCCACGUGCACUUUGAUGAGAAGCUGCACGACUCUGUUGUCAUGGUGAUUCCUGAGUCUGAUGGAAACUUUAUGGUCAAGGUUGGCUUUCUGAUGACUCAACACAGGUAUGAAAUUGACUUCACACUGCCAGAGGACCCAGAGCUUGGCAUAGAUGUAUGUCCAGCUCCUGUGCCCAACCCAUACCUUCAGAUUAAACAUCUUUCUGCAGCUCCCAAUGGAGGUUUUAAUGUGACCUGUGAGUAUGUGGCUCAUAAGGAAGGGGUGCUGUGUGAGGAGGUGCUAAUAGUCAGUGAGAGCAAAGAGGAUGUGUGCCGGAAAGUGAAAGUUCAUGCACGUGUUAUGGAUCGACACCAUGGGACACCGAUGUUGUUAGAGGGGGUACGAUGUGUUGGAACUGAACUUGAGUAUGACUCAGAGCAGAGUGAUUGGCAAGGAUUUGACUAAUUGGUGACCUUUUCCUCCCUGAUGUUUUCAUUGGUACAUUGUAAUUGUUGGAAUAAAUAAACACACACACACACUGUGUAUUUACAGUA
Molecule: messenger RNA, 824 nt
Organism: Silurus meridionalis
Lineage: Eukaryota; Metazoa; Chordata; Actinopteri; Siluriformes; Siluridae
Gene: adisspb
Product: chromosome 6 C20orf27 homolog
Exons: 6
Coding region: 217-735 (172 amino acids)
Source: RefSeq, a predicted model, not a curated record